Molecule: messenger RNA, 2481 nt
Organism: Vitis riparia (riverbank grape)
Lineage: Eukaryota; Viridiplantae; Streptophyta; Magnoliopsida; Vitales; Vitaceae
Exons: 4
Coding region: 272-2389 (705 amino acids)
Source: RefSeq, a predicted model, not a curated record
GGGAGAAUAAAAUAAAAGAAAGAAAAAAAAUGGGGGAGAGAUAAAGAAUUGAGGAUAGUGGAAGACCUCACGGCUGUAGGAUUCAAGGGUGGAACAUUGCCGGAUCACCAGCAGAACUUAAGGGUUUGUUCUUGCCAAUGCUUAGAUUCACCAAAGAGGUCCAAGUAGAGAAGAUAUCAUUUAUGCUAUAUUUUGGCUGGUUUUGGGGCUGUUAAAAUCAGCUGUUUAGCAGACCCUGCAGGUGCUGAAUUCCAAGUUUCAAAGAGAAACCAUGCUGGUUGCAGGUGUUAGCAGUAUGAUCCUUAUAAAUAAGAGGAGAGUGGUGGAAAUCUUCUCUGCAAGUGUGACUAAACUUUGGAAUGAAUGGGAAAUUCGAGUAGUAGUUUUACUCAGCCUCUUCUUCCAAAUUGUCCUCAUCCUGUUUGGCAACCGGAGGAAAUAUAUAGCCAGAAACUGGGUCAGAGUCAUUAUUUGGCUCACCUACUUAGCUGCGGAUUGGAUUGCAGCGGUUUCUCUUGGAUCUCUUUCCAACCUGGAAGGAGACAUUGAAGAUAAGUCAUCGGAAUUAAACAAUGUGCUUUGGGCAUUUUGGGCACCAUUUCUGCUGCUGCACCUUGGCGGCCCAGACACCAUCACAGCCUAUUCUCAGGAAGACAAUGAGUUAUGGCUAAGGCAUUUGCUUGGGCUAUUCGUCCAGUUUUGUGUGGCAUUUUACAUCUUUCUUAGAUCUUGGAAGGGCAAACUGCUUAAUAUUCUAGCAAUUCCAAUAUUUGUAGCUGGACUCAUUAAGUACAGUGAGAGGACUUGGGUUCUAAGGUCUGCAAGCAGCACUCAUUUUAGAGAUUCCAUGCUCCCUCGUCCUGACCCAGGGCCUAAUUAUGCCAAAUUCAUGGAUGAAUUUGUUUUGAAAAAACGCGAGGGAUAUAAUGUUUCAAUACGGCUAGGAGCAGAAAUUUCUAAGAUGAUUAGUCGUUCUCAUCCAGCUGCAAUAAACAACAGUAUCCCAGAUGCGGCCAAUUUACAUGAUGCUUAUUACUUCUUCAAUACUUUCAAGCGUUUAUUUGCAGAUCUCAUUCUUAGCUUCCAAGAUCGCAGAUACAGCCAAUCCUUCUUCCAGAAUACAUCUUGGGAGGAAGCAUUCAAAGUGAUUGAGAUUGAGCUUGGAUUUAUGUAUGAUGUGCUCUAUACAAAGGCAGUUGUGAUUUAUUCUAGAUGCGGCUUUCUACUUCGCUUCAUCAGUCUAUCCUUCACAGUUUCUGCAUGCAUAGCCUUCUCGGUGUUUGUUAAGCAUCAGUACUCAGUUAUUGAUGUGAUUAUAACAUUCUUGUUGCUGGUUGGAGGAAUUAUUCUAGAGAUGUAUGCCAUUAUUGUACUACUUUCCUCAGAUUGGACUAUGCUUUGGUUGAGUCAGCACAAAAACCCGCUUGCAGAUCUCAUCUACCGAUCCAUCUCUUGUUGCCAAUUUUGUUUUCUGUUUUCUUCACGGAAGAGAUGGUCCAACUCCAUGGCACAAUACAAUUUAAUAGGUUUCUGCAUCAAAGAUAAGCCCAUCAAGUUCCUUGGAGUUCAAAAGUUCUUUCACAUUUAUCAAAUGUUAGAGGAGCAUCACUACAAGAGUUUCACUGUUGUCUCCCCAGAUUUGAAAAGAUUAAUCUUUGAACAACUUCUAGAUAAAUCAAGAAGUGCAUCAGACAUCAAGGCAUGUAGGCAAUUAUGUGCUCAUCGAGGUGAUCAGGUACUUGGAGAAAUGGACUGUUUUGCUAAAUUUGGUUGGAGCAUUGAGGCAGAAUUCGAUGAGAGCAUCCUUCUCUGGCACAUUGCAACCGAUCUCUGCUACUAUACUGAUUUAAAUAAAAAUUCUAUCUCUGUCAAGAACACAAAAUGUGAAGCAUGCAAGUUGCUAUCUGAUUAUAUGUUGUAUCUUCUGGUAAUGUGUCCCUUCAUGCUACCUGAUGGAAUUGGACAGAUCAGAUUCCAAGACAGCUGUGCUGAGGCCAGAGUGUUUUUUCAGGAUAAGAAGCCUAUAACAAAUAGAAUCCAAGCUAGUGAAAAGUUACUUCAAGUUAGCACUGAAAUUCUACCCUCAGAAGUAAAAGGAGAUAGAGGCAAGUCUGUGCUAUUUGAUGCCUGCAGGCUGGCUAACUCUCUGCAAUCCCUGGAGAGAGAGGAGCAAUGGCAGUGUGAAAAGAAAUGGGGGAUGAUUAGUCUUGUGUGGGUGGAGAUGCUAUGUCAUGCUGCAAAUCAGUGUCGAUGGAAUCACCAUGCCACGCAGCUCAGGCGAGGCGGAGAACUUCUCACUCAUGUCUGGCUUCUCAUGGCUCAUUUUGGUAUUACUGAACAUUUCAAGAUUUCACAAGGCUAUGCUAGGGCCGAGCUGGUUGUCAGUUGAUUAGUUUGAUGUCCCACAAGAUAUCUGAAUUGGUUGCAUAGUGUAAAAUAGGAUGACUGUUGACUAAGAGUAAGAUUGGGACUAUUGCAUCA